Lytechinus variegatus (green sea urchin) is the source of this 3231-nucleotide messenger RNA. Its product is annotated as calcium-activated chloride channel regulator 1-like. The transcript is spliced from 12 exons. NCBI's taxonomy places the organism in Eukaryota, Metazoa, Echinodermata, Echinoidea, Temnopleuroida, Toxopneustidae. The record is from RefSeq and is a predicted model, not a curated record. The coding region runs from base 74 to 2743 and encodes 889 amino acids.
CUAUUCAAAUCUUCUCAUCGCAAUCGAUCCUCAAGUGGAAGAGAAUCCGACCAUCAUCGAUAAUCUCAAAACUAUGUUUACAUCAGCAUCCCAGCGUCUCUACCAGGCCAGUAAGCAGCACGUCUACUGGGAACACAUCAAGAUCCUCGUUCCAAACACCUGGUCCAUCCAGUCCCAGUACCAGUCCGCGAGAACCGAGACCCUAAGGUCUGCCAACAUCAUCGUCCACGAGUUUGAGGAUGACGAGCCAUUGGUGGACAACCUAGCAGGUUGCGGGAAGGAAGGGAGUCUGAUGCAUAUGACACCCAAGUACAUCAUUGAUGAAGAGUAUAGAGAAGACAAGUUUGGCAACACAGAUCGCGUCCUCGUCCGUAGCUGGGGAUACUACCGGUGGGGGUUGUUCAAGGAGCACUAUGACGGCAAAGGAGGGGGUGCUCCUGCCUACGAUUCGCCAUACGGUGGCACAGAAGGGACCCGUUGCUCGCUCAAGAUCAAAGGAAGCCUUGAGAUGCCAGGAGGCAGUCCUUGUCAGAGAAACCCUAACUCUGGUUAUCAUCCCGACUGCCGCUUCGUUCCCGAGACUCAAGGACAGACAGCUACAGCAUCGUUGUUGUUUGCACCGAGAGGUGCUCACAUACAUUCGGUCGAGGAUUUCUGUGAGGAGGAUUCUGACCCGGAUAGCGUACACAAUCCGUUGGCUGUAAACCUCAUGAACAUCAAUUGUGGGGGCGACAGUGCAUGGAAAGUCAUGCUAGACAGAACAACGGACUUCCAGGAUGGUGUAUCAUUAAUAUCUAACACCACACCCAGGUUUGAAGUCCUUCAGGUCUCUUUGGUCAGAAGUGUCGUCCUUGUGCUUGACAUCAGUGGUAGUAUGGCAGGGAAUCGAUUUGAUCGAAUGAUUCAAUCAUCUAUUCAUUACAUUAUGAAUAUAAUUCCGGAAAACAGCAAACUCGGAAUCGUUACUUUCUCAACUGACGCCGCAGUAAGAGCCUCUCUUACGGAUAUCACCGAUACGUCUUCGCGAGAAGGACUCGUCAACAACUUACCUUCAGGAACAACUGGUACCACCUGCAUUGGAUGCGGGAUAUUAAAAGGCAUCGAGGUACUUGGAUCUUUUGCAGAGGGUGGAUACCUCUUACUCCUCAGUGACGGUGGUGAGAAUGUAUAUCCGUACAUUGAAGACACGUACGAUGACAUUGAAGAAGCAGGUGUCAUCAUUGACACCAUCACCAUAAGCAACGCAGCCGAUCCGAAAAUGGAGGAUCUAUCAGCAAGAACAUCAGGCUUAUCAAGCUUUUGCUCGGACACUGGGACUGGACCGUGUCUGCAGCAAGCAUUCCAGAGAACAAUUACAGAGAGGCCCGAUAUUGGCACGGAAACAGUCCCAACACAGAUAUACGUUGACGAUCUCCUCAUCAAGCCCAUUCCCGGUAUCUACAGUAUACCCGUGGUCAUCGACGAGGGCCUCGGCAACGAUACGGUCGUCACUGUGGCAUGGACGCAGGGCGGUAAUCUGUUACAUGUCAUACUCACUGGCCCAAACGGUACUACGAUCGACCGUAAUUAUCCUGGUUAUCAUCACGAUAACGCCAAUGAUCUCAUCUCCAUAAACAUUCCUUUUACCCAGGCUGGUUUGUGGAAUUUAACCAUAAAGUUCAUACAAGUUGAGGAUCAUGCUAGCAUUUCUGUAACUUCUAAACCAACGACUCUAGACUAUUCACCAAUCACAGUAACGGCAUUGUUAGGAUCACCUGAGGUAAAUUUCACCCAGAAUCCGGCCUUAGCUAUAUAUGCAUUGGUACAAAAGGACUAUCUACCCGUUCUAAAUGCUGACGUCACGGCUAUUAUUUCGGACUCGUCCUCAACGACCACAAAGGAGCUACUUGAUAACGGAGCAGGAUCUGACUUAUCCAAGGAUGACGGUACAUAUUCAGGAUAUUUUCUAGACUUCACCUCUAAUGGCAGAUACAACGUCAAGAUCGAUGCCCUUGGAUAUAGUACCAUGGUGGAAUCUCCAGAUAUUUUAAGAGUUAAAAGGGACGCCCAGUUCGAAGGAUUGGAGGAAGCAACUGCUCCUUCCUUCAUGCGUACAGCCUCGGGAGGAGUCUUCAAAGUCGAAGGCUACUCACCAAACGCUACGGACAUCCUGCCACCUUCUCGUAUCCAGGACCUGGUGUAUACCUCAUUUUCAUACGAUAACAGCACAGUGACACUCAGCUGGACUGCUGUAGGAGAUGACCUAGACCAAGGAACGGCGUUCAAAUACGAAUUUCGCUAUUCAACGAACUACUCCUCUGUCAGAACGAACUUCAGCAACUGCGUUGAGAUCACACAGGAUGAGCUCGUCUACGGGAACCUCUCUAACAUCAACCCAUCAGGGGUUACUGAAACCAUCACCGUUACUCUUCCUGAAAGAGGACAAGAUAUUGUCUACUACUUCGCAAUUAGGGCUGGGGACGAGACCGGGAAUGUAGGGGAGUUGUCCAACAUAGCCUCCUUGUCGAUCCGGUAUAUACCGGUUACCAAGGAUCCAACCAAACCGGAUAACCUCGGUAUCAUCAUUGGGGUAUGCUGUGGAGUCGGUGCUUUGAUCAUCCUAGGAGCUAUAUUGCUUUACAUUCAUCACCGGAAGUCAAGCAAGGUACAGGUUGGACCAGAGAAACCAGAAGAAGGGCUACCAACUACAACUGUAGAGCACGACGAUCCAAGCAUUGAUAAUCCUAUUUAUUCUACAAAGUAAUUUGCGAUUAGUACCAUAGAAAGAAUUGGUUAUCGAAAAAUAACUUUCGUGAACACCGUUUUGGAGCAUUUAGUGUUCAUAUCUCCCUUAGUGGCUAAUGCAGUGUUACGGCAUAUGCUCCUGUGACAUAAAUAGUUCCGGUCAUAAAAUCUCAGUUGAAAAAGGUUUUGCUUACAAGGAAUUUAAAGAUAAGGGUUUACUGUGUAUAGUUUUGGAGGUUGAGUUUCGGCUUAACUACUGUGCAGAUUUUCCAUUGGAGAGAUUGUCGCAAGAGCAAAAUAAUAGAACUGAUCCAGCGGCGGUUCCAUGAUAUUUGCUCCGGCGCCAGUUGCUCCGCGGCGCCCUAAAUUUCAAAAACUAAUCGAAUGACCAACUUCACUAUACUCUAUCCUAAACCUAACAUAAAAUCAUAUUUCAACACUUACCCUAAAACUACAUCGAAGACGACAUGAAGCCCGGAGCAAUUGUCAAAGGGGAAAAUAACUUGU